Molecule: messenger RNA, 3513 nt
Organism: Symbiodinium sp. CCMP2592
Lineage: Eukaryota; Dinophyceae; Suessiales; Symbiodiniaceae
Source: the annotation of a GenBank genome assembly
AUGCAGGCCACGGGUUGUCCCGUCACCGUUCAGCCACAGAUCCAUUUUGCAUCCUGGCGCUCCGGAGCCAGGCAUAUGCCUCUUUUGGGUAUGAUUGACUUGAAGGCCUGGUGUCGCUUCCGGGAUCGUACUCCAGCCAAGCUUGCCAUUGAUCAGGAUGCUUUGUGCCGGGCCUGUCGCCCCGGCCCUGAGCUUGAGAUACUUCGCCAGGCCUUUGCUGCCAAGCAACACCUUUUUACAGCUGAUUUGCUACCCUCCCAAGCGGAGGCUGAGCUUCGCAACAUCUGUGUCAAGGCUUUUCCUUUGCAGCGCAAUCGAACCAUUGCUCUGCAGUGGCAAAACCCGGAGGUUGGUCAGGAUUUGUCUCUCACAUGGCAACUGCGUCGCAGCCUCAAGCAGCAAGCCGCCUUUUGGCCGCAUCUGUCGUCUACGUUUAGAGCAUGGAGGUUGCAUGUACAGCUAAGCCGAAGAGUCAAAGAACUGAAACGCAACAGCCGUCGUAGGCGACGCGAACAUUGGCAAGCACAGCUUUCGGAGGCGGAGCAAGCAAGCAAAGCUGGCAACCCGCUGAAAUUCUUUCAAGUUGUGCAGAGGCUGGCACCCAAGCGAGCACAUGCACGAGUUCAGAUCCGUGAUCCCAAGGGUCAGAUCCUCACUCCAGCCUUGGAAGACAAAGCCCUUGCAGACUACUGGCAAGGUAUCUACUCCAGCACCAGUCUGCCUUAUCAGGCUGUUUGUCUUCGUGAGUCACUCCUUGUUACCCAGCAGGAGCUCCAUGAUGCUCUCCGAGGCCUAAAACAACGAAAAGCUGUAGCCAAAGAUUUGGCUCCGGCUGCUGUCUGGAAGGCCCUUGCCUCUCCUCUGUCUUGCUAUCUGAAUGCCGUGCUGAGCAAAAUCUGGCAGCCUGGUCCGCUUCACAUUCCAUCUGUUUGGGCAAGGUCGGAUCUACAUUUUCUCUUGAAGCCUCAAAAAGUCACGCGACGGCCGCAGGAUUUGCGCCCAAUUGCCCUCCAAUCGGCGGCGGCAAAGGCAGUCCUGACAGUCUUUAAGCAACGCUUGCAGCCCAGCUUCUUGGAGGCUAUGCGCACCCUCCCACAGUAUGCCUACGUGAUGGGAAGGUCCACUCACGAGGCUAUCUCGCGGGUAGCGGCACAUUGCAAGGAAGUCCGUGACUUGCUCAGGUCUCAAAGCUUGACGGUUUUCGAUCGAUUUGAAGGACCUUGCAGCUUUUGCUACGAGACACAGACCUUUCUCUUGAAGAACAGCAGGUUCUACUUGAAUGGCAUCAGGCCAACGGCCCAGGAUGGACUGCCCGGCGUGGUUCUCAACAUCUUUCGCAUACUGCGUGAGCUUGGCAUGCAGGCCAACCCCGACAAAAGUACCUUUAUCAUAGGUGCCAGAGGACAGCAAGCGCGAAAGUGGGUGAAACGCUGGGUCCGCAAGGACUCCGACGGUCGCAAGCAAUUCCAUUUUGGAGGUGCCAAACAAGAUAGAGUCCCAGUGGCCAGUCAGCUUACCUAUCUUGGAGUUGUUCUCUCUUAUCGGAAUUUCGAGUUGGCGACUGCUAACCAUAGGAUAGGGGUAGCCGCAGGCCAUCGUGAUCGGCUCCGCCGAAUUUUGCAUGCCAGACGUGUGCUCAGUGUGGGGCAUCGCCUCCGAUUGUGGCGCAUUAUGGUGCAGACGUCGCAGUUAUAUGCUGUUGAAGCUGUUGGCCUGACCGCUGAGACGGCCAAGCUCCUUCACAUCCAGACUAUGCGGCAUAUGCGAGCGAUUAUUGGCUCUGCCAGGCACGUGGAUGGGGAUUCGGAUCAGCUUUUCAUGCUUAAGCAUUGCAUUCCUGAUUGUGUAGAGCUGGUUAAGACAAAGUGUGACGCUUUUUGCCAACGAUUGGCACGAACUGAGCUUGAGAUCCCAUGCUUUGGUGCCGAGGGCAUUUUGCAAUGGGCACAGUUUGUGCGGGACUCACUGCCGCCACCCUACAUUGCCAAGCCUCGGUCUCAGCCGACUCCUGCAUCUUCAGCCUCUGUACCCACCCCCGUCCCUGAGGAUUCAGCACCCAGUGCUCACCCCAAGCCUGUGCCAUUGCCUCCGCCGUCUAGUGAGCGUGAUGUUGCUGGUGCAGUCGUUGCUUCUGCACCCUCUGCUCCUACACUGGCCCCGUCCUCGGGGCCACCAGCACCCUCUAAGCCCGCGAACGGCUUCUCUUGCGCGAUCUGUGAUCAGGUCUUCUCCAACCUACACGAUCUCAAGACACAUGAGGGCAAGGCCCACAAGAAGGUCCGGGAUAAAAUUGCCCAAGUUCAGCACACUGAGCAUGGCUACAACGGCUUUCCCAUAUGCAGGCACUGUGGUGACAAAUUCUCCAAAUGGAGUGCGCUUACCAGGCAUGUUACCAGGCAGGGCUGCCCUGCCCUUGAACGUGGUGAGCCGGAAGCAUAUGCAAAGUCGCAGGCUGAGGCUAUGGUGACACCCCACGUGCAAAGGCCACACAUUAUGCAAGCCAUACGUGAAAAUGGCUGGGAAUCGCUCUUGACCAAUGCUGAUCUGUGUGUCGACCUCAAGCAACGGUGUGCCUUGUGCUAUCAAUGGGAUCCCGUGCUUCAAGAGAAGCAGCUGUGGGGGCAUCUUCUGCCCUCUCUGGAGGAGGCGGUUCAGGAUUGGCCAAUGAAUCACGACGACAGCAAAGGGGACAAGCCAUCGGAGGCCAAGUCGAAGGACCUGAACAAGCGCCGUCGAACAAACGACAAUCCAAGCUUCAGUUCGGACAAGCAAGAUCGCAAGGGCAAAGGCAAGGGCAAGGGCAAGACCAAAUCCUCGAAGGAUGCAAGCAAGAUGGAACUGAAGGAGGCGGUUCAGCUUAUGGCGGCCAUGACUCUGCAGCUAGUGGAUCAGGCGAGCAGGGUUCAGCUGGACACAAGCUUUCUACUUACCAUGAAGAACGAGCCGGGUCCGGAAAACCUGUUACCCAUCAUGUACAAGGUGUGGAAAGCUUGGAAAACCAUGCAAGAACAGGAGCCAAGCAAGCUGGACAAACCUCUUCGUUGCAGUAUGAUGAUCUCCAUGCUUCUGGAAAUCAAGGCCAGAGCCAAAAAGCUACUGGACGACUCCGAGCAGCAGGAACGCAUGAAGGCUCUCGAGUGGAUCGACUCCGAGGGUCGAUGGGUUUAUCGCAAAUGGUCUCCAACUCAGGAGGCUCUGUACCUCGAUCAGUCCAGGAAGCCGAUUCCUCAAACAGCAUUCGUCGAGCAGCUGGAUCAGGCCAUGACUUUGCUGGUACGUCCGGAAAACAUGCCGAGAUUUCAGUCGAGGGAACUGGCACCGGAGAUGAAGGGCUACGCGGUGACCUUUCAUGUGGACAUCGGGCUCCGCUCGGAAGCAGAGCCUCUGUGGCAGAUUUUCAACACAUGGGUGGACCUCCAGGCCUGGGUGUUGGGGGCGGUGAGAAUACGGCCCCAUCGGCUGAAGCGACCGCCCGCGGCCGAUCGUCUAUCGGUCUGGCUUGGCAAUCACUGA